AGAAGUGAUAUGAAAAAACACUGACCUGCACACAGCCUUUCCCCUAUCUCUGCAGUACCAAACAGUCAGAAGUUGAGAAUGCAACUUCCUGACUGAAUCACUGGCAAGAAACUCAUUCUCUCUAAAAGAGAUUUAAAAUGCUGUUCCUGCACAGCAAUCCAGUGAACCUCCAUCACAGGGGCAGCUGAAGAGUCCCCACAAGAGCUGCCCCUGUCCUGCACAGACUUACUACUACGGGUGGGAGGCACACUUAUACCUGACCUACCUCAUCCCACGUUGCGGACCUCUGCUCUUUCGCUUAGUUCCCCUUUCACAUAUGCCUCCAGUUGACACCUUGCCUGUGUCCUUAUCGCCUCUAUCAGUGAUCCUCUCCUGCUUUAGGGAGGCAAAGAGCAAAAGAAUUCGUACAAAGGUACUGAGCAGUUACAUACUUUUUUAUUCGCGAGACGAAAAAAAUUCGCUAGGGAGCAUCGCUCUCACCCGACACUCCUCGCCCAGGGAUCCGCUGCACCCGCGGAUUCCUAACGCUGCUGCGCAAAGCACGAUAACGCAGCAAAGGAAGUAAGCUCAACUCAAUCUCCGACUGUUUCUCCCUCUUUUACCCAUCCUGCUUCUCUUCCAGAAGGAGACGAAUCACUUUGGGUGUUCUGCUAAGUUUGCCCUUCCCCUUUGUAGGCGGGAAAUAUCGCACGCAGCUCCUCUCCCGAAAAUGGCGGCGGCGGCGGCGGGCUGGGCAGUGUCCGGCUCGGGCCGCUGGCCCGCACUGGCCCGGUGCUGCUGGCGGGCGGAGAUGGUUGCUUACUUCUCUGCACCAGCUGCGAGCAACAGGGAAGCCAAACAGAGGGAAGACUCAUCAAGGAGAAGAGGCAGGACAUCACAGUUAAUAAGAUCGCAUAUACCUCCCAGAACUGAGAGGAUGGCUGUUGACCAGGACUGGAGCAGUGUUUAUCCAACAGCAGCUGCAUUUAAUCCUUCAUCUGUGCCUCUCCCAAUUCGAAUGGGCUACCCAGUGAAGGGAGGAGUACCUCCAGCAAAAGAAGGCAACUUAGAGCUUAUAAAGAUUCCCAAUUUUUUACAUCUUACUCCUCCUGCAAUUAAGAAACACUGUGCAGCUCUCAGAGAUUUCUGCACUGAAUGGCCAAGUGCUUUGGACAGUGAUGAGAAAUGUGAGCAGCAUUUUCCUAUUGAAAUUGAGACAGUGGAUUAUGUUUCUGCAGGUACAUCUAUUCGUAAUCCCAAAGCAAGAAUAGUGACUUUAAGAGUUAAACUUUCUAAUCUGAAUUUGGAUGACCAUGCAAAGAAGAAGCUCAUUAAACUUGUAGGAGCGCGGUACUGCAAGGAUACAGAUGUACUCACAAUUAUAAUAGACAGAUGUCCACUAAGACGACAGAACUAUGAUUAUGGAAUACAUCUCCUCACAGUUCUGUACCAUGAAUCUUGGAAAACUGAGGCAUGGGAGAGCGAGAAGACUGAGGAAGACAUGGAAGAGUAUAUUUGGGAAAACAGCUCCUCUCAGAGAAAUGCCCUGGCUACUCUACUUCAAAUAAAAGCCACAGAGAAUGUCAGUAAUGUAACUAAGGAAGAGCUUCUUGCAUCUGAAGUAGUUAGAAAUUACAGAAACUCUGUAAUUGCACUUAAAAAUGAAGGUGAAACAGCAAGUAAUAUGUCUCAGUAUAAGGAAUCUGUGAAAAAGCUAUUAAAUAUACAAGCAUUACCAUGAAAGAUUCUGCAGGUACAUUUAGUUAUUACAGAAAUACUAAAUUAUAAUAUGUUGAUACUACUGUAUGAUAUGGAUUCAGAACUGAACAAAAACUAUGAAACUUGUUGAUGAGUUAGUCUUGAAAGUAGUUAGUUUUCUUUUUCUUUUUUUUUUUUUUUUUUUUUUAGAUUUUCUUGUAAACAUAACUUUGCUGUCCAGGAAUCUUGUUCUUAAAUAAAGUAUGCCUUGAGUCAUA
Messenger RNA from Phasianus colchicus (ring-necked pheasant), 1955 nucleotides. Lineage: Eukaryota; Metazoa; Chordata; Aves; Galliformes; Phasianidae. The record is from RefSeq and is a predicted model, not a curated record.